Molecule: messenger RNA, 303 nt
Organism: Xiphias gladius (swordfish)
Lineage: Eukaryota; Metazoa; Chordata; Actinopteri; Istiophoriformes; Xiphiidae
Product: lactoylglutathione lyase-like
Exons: 3
Molecular function (GO): metal ion binding; lactoylglutathione lyase activity
Source: RefSeq, a predicted model, not a curated record
GAUUUUAUGAUGCAGCAGACUAUGCUGCGGGUUAAAGAUCCAGUUAAAUCCUUGGAUUUCUACACCAGAAUCCUCGGUAUGACGCUCCUGCAAAAGUUUGACUUCCCCUCCAUGCGUUUCUCUCUCUUCUUCUUGGGCUACGAGGACAAGAAGGAGAUUCCUAGAGACGUGAAGGAGAAGACGGCCUGGGUAUUUUCCAGAAGAGCCACCAUUGAACUGACACAUAACUGGGGCUCUGAGUCUGACGAGAGGCCGUCAGUUGCCAGAAGUCCCUCUGAGUGGACCUAAAUGAGUGAAUGGAUA